Dermatophagoides farinae (American house dust mite) is the source of this 6717-nucleotide messenger RNA. Its product is annotated as E3 ubiquitin-protein ligase ctrip. The record is from RefSeq and is a predicted model, not a curated record. Gene Ontology annotation, biological process: DNA damage response; protein polyubiquitination; proteasome-mediated ubiquitin-dependent protein catabolic process. Gene Ontology annotation, cellular component: nuclear speck. NCBI's taxonomy places the organism in Eukaryota, Metazoa, Arthropoda, Arachnida, Sarcoptiformes, Pyroglyphidae. Gene Ontology annotation, molecular function: ubiquitin protein ligase activity; zinc ion binding.
UGUUGUUGUUAUUGUAAUUGUAAUUAUUAUUAUCAUUGUUGUUGUUGUUGUUGUAAUGAUCAUUCAACAAAAACGAUAUCAUUGUCUAUGGCAGACAGACUAUUGAAUAAAGCGCCGAAGAAAGAUCAAGGCACCAUCAACAACAACAACAACUUGAAUAAUAAUAAUAAAAUUGUUGUGGAGACGUCUGUUAAACGUAAAAAACGUUUAUUAAAAUCAUCAUCAUUAUCAACACCGUCAUCAUCAUCAUCGACAACGAAAAAAUUAUCGUCAAAUAUUGUUGUUGUUCCAUCUGAUCAUACAUCAUCAUCAUCAAAAGAGAGUAGUAAUAAAAACAACAACAAAGACAAGUCCCGUUCAUCACCAGUUAUAACAAGAUCUCGAUCUCGAAACAUUAGCGAAAUUUCUUGUUUUCAUUCGAAUUCGUCUUCGUCAUCAUCAAUAUCAUCAUUAUUUUCACAAUCAACAACAACGACAACAUCGAGUAAAAGUGAUAGCAUUGUCGUCAUAGAAGCAUCAUCAUCAUCAUCAUCAUUACCAACAGCAAUCACAACAUCAACGUCAGUAAAUAAACGCAGUACAUUGAUUGAUACCCGUGAAAAUAAUAAUUGUGCCAUAAAUCGUAAAAAUACUGCUAAACGUUGCAAAUUAUCAUCAAGUUUGGAACAAAUCAGCAACGAUAACAAUACAAAUAUCGGAAACUCAUUGGUAUCAUCAAAAAAACGUAAAGUCAUUGUUUCUAAAGAUUUAUCCACUAAGCCUACUACUACUACUACUACUACUGCUUGUAAUAAUCGUAAUAACAAACGUCGUGUACAAACAAAAAACUUGAAACUGAAAACGGAACAAGAAUCAAUCGAUUCGUUCACAGAACAACAACAACAACAAUCUUCCUCAUCAGGAAUUUUGAUUAGUAAUAAUAAUAAAACAAAGAAUAAUCGAAACAAACGUUCGACUAUUGAAACAAAGGUUUCAGCUAAUAAGAAGAAACAGAAAACAUCAGCCAGUGAUAGUAAAAAUAAUUUGAAAAAAUUAUCAACAAACAAUUCAAACGAAACAGUAGCAAGUGGUGGUAAACGACGAGCAGCACCCAGCAGUAGUAUCAUUAAUCGUAUUGUUAUGGAGCAAAAUGGUUCGAAUUUUUCGAAUGCAAACAUAAAUAAUUCAUCAUCAUCACAAUCAACAAAUAAUGGCAAUUCAAAUGAAACAAACACAACAGCAGCACAUCAACUUAAUCCACCUGGAACUAGCGCCAUAUUAAAUACAUAUGCAAUGUCAUCACCAACAGAUAAUGAUACGGAAGAAAGUGAUAUGAAUCGUUUGCAAACGAUUCUUGAAUCACGUGCUCUUCAACAACAUUUUCUUGGUAUUCCUCGUAUGCAGAAUCUAUUCUAUCGUUCGUUUAGUAGUUCAUCCAAUACAAAAGCUCAACAAUUAUUGAAUGGAUUAAAUUCUGCUGCAAAUGAUUCGGAAAAGCUACAUUAUGUGCUAGAAAUGUGUCAGAUAUUGUUGAUGGGCAAUGAAGAUACAUUAGUUGGUUUUCCCAUCAAAGCUGUUGUGCCGACAUUGAUUAAUCUAUUGUCGAUGGAACAUAAUUUCGAAAUAAUGCAUCAUGCUUGUCGCGCAUUAACAUAUAUGAUGGAAUCAUUGCCCCGUUCAUCCAUUGCUGUAUUGGAUGCUAUUCCAGUUUUUCUUGAAAAAUUACAAGUAAUCCAAUGUAUGGAUGUAGCUGAACAAUCAUUAUCUGCACUUGAAAUGCUUAGUCGUAGACAUAAUAAGUCAAUAUUACAUGCUCGAGGUGUAUCGGCAUGUCUUACAUAUUUGGAUUUCUUUUCCAUUGAUGCUCAACGUUCAGCAUUGAAUAUAACGGCAAACUGUUUUCAGAAUCUAUCACCAGAUGAUUUUCAAUAUGUUCAAGAUUCAUUAUCCAUUCUUGGUUCACAUUUAACAAUUGAAGAUAAAAAAUGUAUUGAAAGUAUUUGUUUGGCAUUUUAUCGUCUAGUAGAAUGUUAUCAAAAUGAUUGUGUCAUAAUCAGUGAAAUUGCAUCAAGAGAAUUAUUGACAAACAUACAGAAUGUUCUUAUGACUAAACCGCCUAUUUUAAGCACCGGACCAUUUGUCAAUGUGAUACGAAUGUUGUCCAUAAUGUGUCUUUCAUGUUCACAGAUUGCUGUCGAAUUGUUAAAAUUGAACAUUUGUGAGACACUUAAAUGUUUGCUAUUGUGUGGUGAAAACAAUAACAACAACAAUAACAAUAAUAAUAUGAAAGAAAAAAAUGAUGAAAUGAAUUUGAUUUCAAGAAGUCCACAAGAGAUAUGUGAAUUGACUGCAUUCAUUGCUGAACUAAUGCCUAGUUUACCAUCUAGUGGAAUAUUUUCUAUUGAUACAUUAUUCUCCAAAUCAAAUCUUCAGUCUUCCGAAGUAGCCAUUUGGCAAUGGAAAGAUGAUCGUGGCCUAUGGCAAGCAUUCAAUGUUGUUGAUAAUAAAAUCAUCGAAUCGGCUCAUCAGUCUGGCGAGGAUGAACUAGAAUUGGCAAGUUUAAAUCGUACUUAUAUCGUUGAUUUUAAUUCAAUGCAAAAAAUUUGUGAAGAUACUGGAAAUUCGUAUGCCAUUCAACGAAAAACGAAUACAUUUACAAGUUCAGAGCUUCAUGCUCGUAAUACAAUGCAGACAAUCGAUCCACGAUCAGAAUUCAUUUAUAAUGAACAUCGAUUAAGUAGUAAUUUCAUAAAAUUUGUAUUUAAAGUAUUAUACGAAGUAUAUAACAAUUCAGCUGGCUAUUCUGUUCGUUAUAAGUGUCUUAAUGCUAUUCUCAGAAUCAUUUAUUAUGCUCCAAGAGAAUUAAUGAUUUCAAUAUUGGAAGAUCAAUCAAUAUCUAGUUCAAUAGCAACAAUGUUAGCAUCACAAGAUUUACGAAUCGUAGUUUGUGCCGUCCAGAUGUGUAAUAUUUUUAUGGAAAAAUUGCCAGACAUUUUUUCCAUAUUUUUUCAACGUGAAGGUGUCAUUCAUCAGAUUCGUAAACUAUAUUCAGAUGAAACAAGAUUUAUUCAUGGUGAUAAUAAUAAUAUUAAAUCUUUACAAUUAUUAUCAUCAUCAUCACGUGAUAUGUUGAUGAUGAAUAAUAAUAAUAAUAAUAAAACGCCAUUAUCAUCAACUAGUGGCAAUAAUACGGGCAGCAGCAUUGUAUAUACAAAUUCACCGAUGGCCAUAUUGGAAAAUGCUCAAAUGAUUCUUAAUCGUACAGCAAGUGAAUCAAUUUCGGCCGUUAUAGAAAGCAGUCUUAUGCCUACUAAUUUUUCAUCACAAACACAUUCGAAUACUAAUCAAUCAUCAAAAUCGUCAUCAUCAUCAUCAUCGAAUAAUAAAAUUUCGCAACAACAAUCAGUACAAAAUUCUGAUCAACUUUCAUCGGGAAGAAAUGAAGAAAAUUCACGUCGAAAACGUACACGUAAAAGUAUACCAGUUUCUGGGUCUCGUAAUCUAAUCAAUUAUGAACAUUCAUCAACGAAUGAAAAUAAUGGCAAUAAUACAACAACAACAAGUGACAAUGAUUUAAACAUUUGUAGUAGCCUUUCGACUACCUAUUUGAAUAAUUUACCAUUCUUGAUGAGUGAAACAAUUAAUGGUGCCAAUUUGAAUAUGACAGCCGGUGCUGUAACAGCAACCAAUAAUCAUAGUAGUAAAAGUAAUUCAUCAUCAUCAACACGUUUAGGCUCCUCAUCGAAAGAUUUUCUACAACGAUUGAAUCCAACACGUUGGGCACGAUGGACACAGAAUUCAGUGAAUCCAAAUUCGAAUGUCAUUCCAACCACUUCAAAUGUGACGGCCAUAGCAAAAGAGAUGGUAGCAUCCACACAAAAAUCUUCCAAUUCGAAUAAGGAUAAGAUUAAAUCAUGGAUCAAAGAACAGGGAAAAAUUUUCGAUGAUAAAUAUUUUCUAAAGACUGAUGCAAAUGAAAAAGAAAGUCAUUUGUCAUCAAAUAUUUUGGCCGAUUUAAAUCAGGCAAUCAAUUUAUUGAAACAAGAUUCUACUAAAGGAUUGUUAUCGAUCAAAAACAUUCUAAUGGACAGUGAUUUAUCGUCAUUUGAACUUAUACACAGUGGUCUUGUGGCAAAUCUCUUUUCAUUCUUGACAAUCAAUACUACCGAUAACAUUAUGAUGGCCGAAAAUAACUUACGAACAUUUUUACAUAUAUUUAUUGGUGCUCCAAAAAGUGAAAUGGCCGAAAACAUUGAUCAAUUAAAUUUUGAUACAAAACCUAUGGCCAUUUUGGUGAAUAAAUUGAAUGCUUGUGUAUCACAGCUAGAACAAUUUCCUGUACGGGUUCAAGAUUAUGCUGUCCAUCCACGUAGUUCACAUGCAUUUAAAAUGAUAAAUUCACAUCUCUUGAAAAUUAGUCUUAAUCGUCAUCCUUCGUGUACUAAUCUGAAAAAAUAUAAAGGCCCAUUGAUCAAAUUGGAUCCAUUCACAACGGUACAUGCAAUUGAACGUUAUCUAUUGGCAAAAGGUUAUGGUCGUAUCAAAGAUAGUGAUGAUGAUCAAAGUGAUGAUGAUUUAUCCGAUGAUGAUACAUUCGAUAUAAAUCUCAGUUCCUCUAGUCAGAUGCAAACAAGACAUCGACUUCAAUUAUUGAUUCAUGAACAUGUAUUGCCUUAUAAUAUAUCCUUAUAUCAAGUAAUCAAACAAUUCAUGUCUAAUGACAACAUUGAUAAUGAUGGUGGUAAUGGUGGUGGUGGUGAUGAUGGUCAUCAUCAUCAUCAACAACAACAAAAUAAUUCAAAAUUUUGGGGUUCAACAUUUCCCAUCUAUUAUCGACUUUCAACCGAUGCAAAUACAUUGAAUGCUUCAACAACAAAUUCAUCGGUUUCAUCUUCAUCAAACAAUAUUAACAAUAACAAUAAUGGCCGAUCACGAAGUAAAAGUAAAAGUAAAACAAGUGCAAACAAAAAGAAAGAUGAAUUAUGGCUUGAAGGACGGAUAACGAAAAAUGUAUCUCCAUUAGAGCCAUAUAUCCGGAAUAAUAUUACAAUCAAUGUAAAUGCCAAUGAUCAAUCGGUCGAAGUGAUUGCACUAUUACGAGUUCUAUACGGUAUCAACCGUUAUUGGGGACAUUUGUAUAAAUUUUCACACAUCUAUAAUCCUGCCAUACCAUUGAAAGAAUUUACGAAUAAUAAACUGACUGUGAAAGCUAAUCGUCAACUUCAAGAUCCAGUGGUCAUCAUGACUGGUGGUCUACCGAAUUGGCUUUCUGAAUUGGCAUAUGCAUGCCCAUUCAUGUUUCCAUUUGAAAUACGUUAUCUACUUUUCUAUGUUGUUUGUUUUGAUCGUGAUCGAGCAUUAUAUCGAUUAUUUGAAAAUACCCAGGAAUUUUCAUCAAGCGAUAAUCGUGAACGUUUUUUGACGCCCAGGCUCGAAAAACGUCGAAAACUUAUAUCGCGUAAUGAAAUAUUCCGUAGCGCUGAAACAUUAUUCAAUGAUGUAUCGAAUUCCAAAUCAAUGUUGGAAAUACAAUAUGAAAAUGAAGUCGGUACCGGUCUUGGUCCUACAUUGGAAUUUUAUGCACUAGUAUCGAAAGAAUUUCAACGCGCUGAAUUUGAAAUGUGGCGUGGUGAAGUUUUGACUAGUAAUAUUAAAAAUGAAAAACCCGAUAAUUUUGUCAAUUAUAUUAAUUCAAAUUAUGGCCUAUUUCCUGCGCCGAUUGGACGAAAUACUAAACCAUCGAUUUCGACAAAAAUUAAACAUCGUUUCAAGCUGUUGGGUAAAUUUAUGGCCAAAGCAUUGAUGGAUUUUCGAAUGAUUGACAUCAAUUUGAAUAUAAUAUUCUAUAAAUGGGUUUUAUGCGAAGAAUUGACACUUUCGGUAUCGGAUCUUUAUCAUCUUGACUAUACAUUUUUCUCAUCAAUAUCACAAAUGUACAAGAUUGCUCAAAGAAAAUCUAAAAUGAAUGUAAAUAGCAAUUCUGAAUUGUUGAAAUUGCAAGGAAGUUCUAUUGAAGAUUUAAAUAUUGAUUUCAUAAUGCCUGGAUAUCCGAAUAUUGAACUACGUAAAGGUGGAAAAGAUAUGGCAGUCACGUUGAACAAUUUGGAAAACUACAUCGAACUGGUGUCAUGCUGGAGCCUAAUGGAAGGUGUAACCAAACAAAUGGAAGCUUUUAAAGAAGGAUUUAAUUCAGUUUUUGAAUUGUCUCGUCUUAAGCUAUUUUAUCCAGAAGAACUUCAACAAUUAUUUUGUGGUUCAGGUUAUAAAAGUUGGGAUCCAAAAACAUUGAUGGAAUCAUGUAAAAUUGAUCAUGGAUUCACACAUGAAAGCCGAGCAAUCAAAUUUCUAUUUGAAAUUCUAAGUUCAUAUAAUGCUGAAGAACAACGAAAAUUUUUGCAAUUUUUGACCGGGUUUCCGCGAUUACCAAUCGGAGGUUUCAAAAGUCUAAAUCCACCAUUUACGAUCGUCAAAAAGAAUCCUACUGAAUCGGACAAUCCAAAUUGUUUGCCAAGUGUAAUGACAUGUGUCAAUUAUCUCAAAUUACCUGAUUAUCCAACUGUCGAUAUAAUGCGAGAAAAAUUGAAUAUUGCUAUUAGUGAAGGUCAAUUUUCUUUUCAUCUAUCAUAGAUUGGCCACUAAAUGAUUAAUUUUCGAUGAUGAUUAUGGGUCAAGGUAUAAAUAAUUUUGAUCUCGUUUCUUCAACUUUUUUUUCUCUCUUUCUGUCUCUAAUUUUCUCUU